UGACCUAAGAAGUAUUGAGGAGAGGUGAUCAGGCAGGACAUGGUUCGUCUGCGGAUUUCCGAGGACAUGACCCUUGAUAGGAAGGAAUGGAGGACUAGCAUUAGAGUUGUAGGAUAGGGGUAGUGGAGCUUUCCUUACUGCAUGCCGGGGGUGAGGCGGGGUUGGAUUAGGGUUGAUCUUAGAUGAUUUACAGUUUAUGUUGAACCCACACUAUUCUUGUUGUUUAUCUUAGAUUCCUUAGACUCUGGUUACUGUUAUUGCAUGUCAUUCAUCUUUUGAUUUUUAUGCUUCUGUUACUAUAAUGGUUUUUACUGGAGUUACUAAUGAAUUCUCUUUUCUUUUCUUGUUUUCCUUGUUUUUCUUUAUUUUCGUCGUUCUGAGCCGAGGGUCUAUCGGAAACAACAUCUCUGUCCUACCGGGGCAGGGGUAAGGUCUGCGUACACAUUACACUCCACAGAUUCCACUAUGUGGGAUUUUACUGUGUAGCUGUUGUUGUAAAGUUCACCACAAAGAGCAAAAGCCAAAAUCCUUUGGAAUUGCAGUAAAUGAACAAUACAACGAGCCAACCUCCCCUCAGAAAAAAGUAAAUUACAAAACGCUUUACGUGUGUCAGAACCGUGGGGGUCGGCAACUAUGGACCCUCCGACAAGGUCGGAUCGGACCGUGCAUGACCACGUGGUUUGUUGAGAAUUUCUAUGCCGCGUGUUAAACGUUCUUCUAGUAUUGGACCCAUUAGUUCCAAGCAAAUUCGAUUAAACUCGCUCUGUUCAGAAAAAAAGGUAUAGAGUAGGCAUUUUAACCAAUCAUUGAACACGUAAAUAUUAUUUUGACAUAUAAAAAUUAAUGUUCAUAUUCACAUUGAAUAUUCAAUAUGUUGAUAUUACUGGUCUCAGCUGUAUCAUAGUUUCAUGGGGCUAGUUUUCUCAUCUUUUCUAAAGUUUUGAAAAUUAGGAAAGGCAGGUAGCCCACAAAUUGAGAAAAUUUGAGGUAACUUUUUAUAACUUUGUCAAAGGAAAAUGGCAUUUAGAAAGAGUUAACCAUAUUGAGUAUUUACUCCAAAUAAAUAAAUGUAAGAUAUAUGUUUUAUUAUUUAAUCAUGAUUAAGCGAUAGCAUGUGAUUUUACUUUAAUUUUUAACUAUUAGGGUCAAAUUGGAAUAAAUAUUUAUUUACUAGCCGCGCAGGAGGAGAGUGAAUUAAUUUUUAGCAUCAUAAUAUGAGAAACUCAACGUGGCGACUGGUGUGUGAAUAAGUAGUCGUGUACUCGUUAACAGACUUGUACGAUUUACAGGGUCUGUUUUGGUUGGUGGUGUCCAAUUUAAUUCACUCUCCAAGAAUCCCAACUAGUUCUUCAUUGCAUUUGACGCCCACAAACUCGGUCUUGAUCUUGAUAUUCUCAUUGGCUAGCUACGAAGAUGGAAUUAGAUCUUGGGCAAGUCACACUGAUAGGAUCCACUGAUUGGCUAGCUAAAAAGAUGGAAUUAGAUCGUGGGAAAGUCACACUGAUAGGAUGCACUAUAUGUCUCAUGCUGACUAUGCAUUUCAGUAUACAGCUAGUGACAGAGCAUUUUAUGUCAUGGAAGAAGCCUAAAGAGCAAAAGGCCAUAAUCAUCAUCGUCCUCAUGGCACCCUUGUAUGCUAUUGACUCCUUCAUUGGGCUGAUUGAUUUCAUGGGAAGCAAACCCUUUUUCACUUUCUUGGAUUCUGUCAAAGAAUGUUAUGAAGCAAUUGUGAUGGCUAAGUUCCUGGCAUUGAUGUACACUUACUUGAACAUAUCCAUAAGCAAAAACAUAGUCCCUGAUGAAAUUAAGGGAAGACAGAUUCACCACUCAUUCCCAAUGACACUCUUCCAGCCUCACACUGCUCAUUUGAACCAUCAUACGUUGAAGCUUCUCAAGAACUGGACAUGGCAGUUUGUUGUGAUUCGUCCUGUAUGCUCCAUCUUAAUGAUUGUUCUACAACUUCUCGGAGUGUACCCUAGUUGGGUUAGCUGGACCUUUACCAUGAUCUUAAACAUAUCCGUUUCACUGGCUUUGUAUUCUCUUGUGAUUUUCUACCAUGUCUUUGCAAAAGAGUUGGCACCUCACAAGCCACUAGCCAAGUUCCUGUGUGUCAAAGGAAUUGUCUUUUUCGUUUUCUGGCAGGGUAUUCUGCUUGACAUUCUUGUAGCACUAGGCAUAAUCCGAUCUCAACAUUUCUGGCUUGAUGUGGAGCAUAUUCAGGAAGGUAUUCAGAAUGUACUAGUGAUUGUGGAGAUGGUUUUCUUUGCUAUUUUUAUGCGUCAUGCAUACAGUGCUGCACCAUAUCGCCAAGAAGCUGUUACAAGUUCAGGAGAUAAAAAGAAAGAGUGAUAAUGCAACAUGUAUCGUUGUGAAAAUCAUCUUCAGAUAUCUGUCUCUUCUUCCUAUUCCUUGUAUGUCAUCUUGAACUUGCUUGUUGAUGUACACUAGAUUCUUCUAUUAAAUAAAAUGUAUCCUCAAUGGAGUCAUAAGCAUGCAGAAAUUGAUGGAGUAUGUAGAACUAGUGUUUUAUCAUCAGGCAGUAUAGUUGUACCUUACACCUAUUUCAAGAUAUGUAGAAAUGGAAAAAGAUCUUAUUAGAGCUAGA
Messenger RNA from Nicotiana tabacum (common tobacco), 2605 nucleotides. RefSeq lists its product as uncharacterized. The record is from RefSeq and is a predicted model, not a curated record. Lineage: Eukaryota; Viridiplantae; Streptophyta; Magnoliopsida; Solanales; Solanaceae.